ACCAUAGAGCCGAGCGCCAGAGCGGCCGACUCAGCUGGAGGCUAGAGCGACCCUGGAGAUUGCGUUGGCGUGCUGGUUUCCAGGCAACUGUAGUAAACAGACAGUGCGCGGCGCCCAGCGCGGCCGGAGGCCCAGGCACUGAAUGGCUCAGCUGCAACUGGCUGUGUGUCCACCUGUGGAUUCUAUGGUGGCAGCUCCCAGUCUUCCAUUAACAGGGCAGAAGAGAUACCAUCCCAAGGCCCUUGGGCACCAGUCCCGGCUAGAACACCUGAAGAACAACUUCCAGCAGCAGCUCUUGCGUGACAAGGAGGAGAAACUGAAGGAUCUUUGCAUCUGCAAAAGCCGGAGUUAUUCCUGCUCUCUCUCUUCUGGGAGCAGCCAGCAGGACUCUGGACAGGGAGGCUUCUACUCUGCUGGACCCCAUAGCAGGUAUCUCACCAGCCAGACCAGUACUUUGCCCUCCAAGUGGGCAGCCAGACGGAGAGAAGGGGUGGACCGCUCCUACCCUCUGAAACCAGUCUUUCACCGCAAAGCUGAGAGCGUUCCAGUGGUCAGCACAAGUCAGCUCAGGAGCUCGCCACCCAUGGCUGAAUCUCCCAGCAAUAGUUCUAGCUCAAAGAAGAGAGGGAAGUUGCCAGCAGCCAGGGCCCAGCCAGCUGUAUUGCCAUCUUCUUUGGCAGCAGAGCAGCGUAAGCAGUCAGCCACCCAUCCAAGCAGGGCAGAGUUGGGUUACAUCCAAAGGCUGGAGGCAGCUGGGCAGAGCCUGGAGGAGGAGAUCCGGAGGAAAGAGGCCCUCCUCAGAGAGAAGCUGAGGAGAACAGAGGAGGAACUCAGGAGGAUCCAGAGAGAGAAGCAGCAGGUGGAGGUGGAAGAGAGAAAGGAGAGAGAGGGUCUGAGGAUGCAAGAGAAGAAAGCAGCAGGGCUUUCUGGGGGGAACAUUUUCAGGGCUACAGCCAGGCCCAGUGAGGGGGACUGUGGUUGGGAGCAGUCUCCAGAGGGUGCCAUGCCCAUGCCAAACAAUACCCACCUUCCCUAUGUGCAGGGCAUAGAGAGACUCAAGAGGGGGCGGCUGGUGGCCAGCAACAGCAAAAUUCAAGAGCACAUGGCUUUGGAGAGCAUGGCCUCCUGUUCAAAGUUGGUCAUGAAACACAGCCAGGGUCCACCUGCAGCAGCCCCCUCAGAACAAGACCCUGCAGCAGAAAUGUUGCAUUCACAGGAUCCCAUUGGCAGGGAGCAGGGGGAGCUAGGAGAAUGUGGCUUCUGUGGGCGUCGGUUUCUCCAUCUCCGGCUGGAGAAGCACAUGAAUGUUUGCAGCAAGAGCCAAGGCUCCAAGAGGAAAGUAUUUGACUCAAGCAUGGCGAGAGCCAGGGGAACCGAGCUGGAGCAAUAUCAGCACUGGAAGGGCAAAAACCCCACCCAGAAUGAGCCACCCAAGAACAACUGGAGACAAAAGCAUGAGUCUUUCAUCCGGACCCUGCGCCAGGCCCGUGAGAUACAGCAUGUGAUCUCCAAAGGGGGGAAGCUCUCAGACCUGCCCCCACUGCCCCCUGUAGAGAACCCAGACUAUAUCUCCUGCCCCCACUGCAACCGCCGCUUUGCACCCAAGGUGGCUGAGAGGCAUAUUCCCAAGUGCAAGACCAUCAAGAACCGACCCCCGCCACCACCACAAAGGAGACGUUAAGGAUGACACACUGCAGUGAAUCCCAGCUCUCUCUCUCUCAAACUGUCUAGAGGAAGCUUUGUGUCCUCACCAUCCCCCAAGCAGGCUGCUAACUUUUGAGAUAUUCCCCUGUAAAGUGAGUAAGGAGCUCAGGCCCCAUGAACAGAACACUAAAGUGCUUGUACUUUGAGCUGCAGCCAGUGGUUCCUGAGUGUUUGCAGAUAGGUCCGGGAGAGUUUAGGCCACUACCCUACUGCUGCUGGUUCCCAUCUCUUCCCCUUCUACAGCUCUUCACAAGGAGUUCAAGUUCUCUUGCUUGAAGAGAUUGCUGGGUCUUGGUGUGAGUGGGAGGAGAUUACCAUGAUGUCCCUUGUGUAAGGAAUGGGGUUGUUGGUGGGACAGCAGCAAGGGAAGAACCACCAUGGGUGGCUGGUCCUCAGAAUCAUGAUUAGCUGCUAUGGUCAGGUGGUGGGGAUGGAAGGCUGAGGGCUCUUUCCUCUGACAUGUAGUAGUACAGUGUGGGGCAGAGGUCAUCCAGAGCUCACAGAUGGAAAGAAGCCCUUUAGUUAAGCACCAACAAUGUGCUCAGCCUCGAAACAGCCACACAAAAAUACCCCUAUGCUGCUGAGAUCAAACUGAUAUUUGUAUGUUAGUGCCCUGACUGUGCUGAAGGAAGCACCUGUCUGCAGAACAGCUGGGGAGUGGGCUAGAAUUCUACUGCUGUUUAGCUGCAGAUGCUGGCACACGAAAGCCCCCAAAGAUCAAUUCUCCAGCUUCAUCUGCCAAGCCUAUGUGUGGCGAUCUCUGGGAAGAGGGGGUGGGAGGGAGUUCUCAGCUCCUGCAGUGAGAGGCCUUGUGUGGGAUGAUACAGUAGUUUGGAUAAGUCAGGAAAGGUGGUUUCUUUGCAGAGAGAGGGAAGAUAAGACAUUAGCAUGUUAGAACAAUGUACAAACUACAGCUUUCCUUCCCUCUGUUUCUAACAGCCCCUGGAGGCAGAAUCCAGAACUGCUUCCCUCUUGCAGCUGCCUUUUUGUGCUCAGUCCUGUUUAUUUUCUGCAUUGGUUUUGAGCUGAACAAUGAAAACGGAGCAGGCAGGCUCAUUCCAUGCUUCUCCUGCAAUAGCCCACGGGAGGAUUUAUUUAACUUGUUUCCACAGGAAUUCAUGAAAAUCCUGGGACUGUUUCUAUUGGACUUUGGGUCAGUAACAUUUUGCUUUUCAACAUCCAAAAACCUUAAUUUUGGGCCAUGUUUGACAUAGCAUCUCUUUCAUCAGAAGAGCAGAUUGGGGCGGAGGACCCAUAAAAUGCUGCUUCAGCACAAGAAUUCCUUGGGGCAGAAGGCUUGCAGAGGGGCCUCAUAGUAGCAGAGAAGCUAUGCACGACCAGCCACUUAUUGAGUAUUUGGAGAGGCACCUUUCAGCCCAAGUUCCAGCAUCAGUUCCAGCAUCAACUGUGGAAUGGUAAAGACUCCUAGAGCUGGGUCAGGGCCUUUAGGCAACAGGGUGACUGUUACAAAGGGAUUACUUACCAGGUGCACAAACUUGGACUCAGAUGCAAGGUUCUUUCCAGCCUCAGUUUUCCAUGGAGAGCAUUCAGGCUGGCAGAUGUCUUUAGGCCCCAUGUAAGUAGCAGGUUGUUCAAUACUAACGAAGUCCUAGCAGGUGGGUCACAAGCAGUGUAGGGAUACCAGUAGAAGAACAAGUAAUUCACGAGAGGAGAAAAUGAACAAAAAAAGCCCAGUAGCUUUUUCUUCAAGGCCCAUGGUGAUCCUGCCCCAACUCAGCACAGCCUGGGGAAGAUACACGGGCCAGAUUUAACUAGGCUUAGUCAGAGGCUGGAUAUGUGGAAAUAGUCCUUGAUUGUGAGGUGUGUAAUAGUCUCCCAAGGAAGUAGGAGACCUGUCCCCAAGAUAAGUGAGCAAAGCCCCCUCCCUUGGGACACUAUGGUAGUUCUCAAAGACCCCAAUUAGGGUUAAAGCUGCAUGGUGCUGGGCACUGUACAAGUAUUGAAGAGCUUACAGCCUAGGAAGAAAUAUUAAAAUCCAGACAUGGGGUCUGAAAUGGGUUCAACAUACAUGCAGAGUGAUCAUGGGAGGCUGGGCACAUGGCUUAGUAACUCCAUUUCUGCUUUUAUUAUUAUGGGAUAGCAGUGAGGUCACAGGAAGGCAGGAGAGGAGUAAAUAGCAAGAAAAUGGGAAAGGGGGGAGAGUGGAAAUUCAUCUGAACUGAUGGAUAAAUGAAUGUUUAAAAUGAACUAAACAUGAAACGAGUUUAAGAAAAUCAGUACAGUAAGCCCUGUGAUGUGUUUAUAUUAAAUCCAAUUUUACACCGUCCUCACCCUGUUCUCAAUGUGCCAAAGGCUGUUGGUGUCAGCAAUGCUGAUCUGCAUCACAGAAGUCAGCAGGGGAAGUUGGUGAGGACAAUGGAGCUUUUAACUCUUGGGAAGUUGUGGGAGGCAGUUGGGAUUAUGGGAUAAACACAUUCACUGCAAAUUUCUGCUAAAAUAAUGAGCAGAUUAAAUAGCUAAUGUUGACACUGAAGUUGUAAGCCAAAUUGUCUGCUGGGGUUUCACUACUGAAGUCAAUGAAAUUAUGCCAGGAGAUAAUUGGCUUGCCAUCUUUAUGUUUCAGAGUCAACAAUGGGCAGUUCACUGCUCUUGUUGAGCUAUUGUUUCAGUUCAUCUGCAGACUCAGGCAGGCACACCGACACCACAGAAUACAGGAGGCCCUGAUUAAAACCUCCAGAGAAGUAAGGGAGAAUCAGAGUUUUUAUGUUCUCUGUUUGUACAGCACCCAGCACAAUGGGACCUUGAUCCAUGACUGAUGCUCUGGUAAUGCAAAUAUAUCAUCAGAACAGGCAGCAGUGCCGCUUAUUAAAACUGCUGAAUAGGUGACUGAGGGAGACUUUUAACACUCCAGUAAAAGCUGUUCUAAGAGAACCAGGAUUUUGUUCCGUUGGAGCCCAUCUCUUCCUGCUGCUCAUACCCCACAUGGUACCACUGGAGCUGUGGUAAAACGGUAUCCUCAUCAGGAAAAGAAGCAGCAUCAAGAGAUCAGGUCUUUCGUGGAACACACAGCCUCUUUUCAUGUAGAUGUCCCUCGUAAUGCAAAACUUGCCACUUUUUCACAGCAAUAAACCUUCCCCUAAGCUGAGUGCGUGCACACUUUCCCCACACCUCUUGGUGAAAUGAGAACACAGGAGACCCUGCUCCAACAGGAACCUGCCCUGAGUCGAGAUUCUGCCUGGA
Molecule: messenger RNA, 4905 nt
Organism: Trachemys scripta elegans
Lineage: Eukaryota; Metazoa; Chordata; Testudines; Emydidae
Gene: ZC2HC1C
Product: zinc finger C2HC-type containing 1C
Exons: 3
Coding region: 143-1681 (512 amino acids)
Source: RefSeq, a predicted model, not a curated record